This is a messenger RNA of Myotis daubentonii (Daubenton's bat), 2382 nucleotides long. RefSeq names its product interleukin 12 receptor subunit beta 1 (gene IL12RB1). Gene Ontology annotation, molecular function: protein binding; cytokine receptor activity. The record is from RefSeq and is a predicted model, not a curated record. NCBI's taxonomy places the organism in Eukaryota, Metazoa, Chordata, Mammalia, Chiroptera, Vespertilionidae. Gene Ontology annotation, biological process: cytokine-mediated signaling pathway; immunoglobulin mediated immune response. Gene Ontology annotation, cellular component: membrane; external side of plasma membrane.
UUCAUGCUUGGCUUCAAAGUGUUCUGGGGUGAGGGCAGGGCAGCUGGGGUCUCACUGGCAGCGCAAAAGCUCUUCGGAGGCCACAGGCCCCUGCGUGGACCCGAUGGGGCGGCCAGUGGCCAGGCUGGUCCCCCUCCUCCUCUUCUUGCUCCCCUGGCCAUGUGCUGAAGCCUGCAAUACCAGCAGGUGCAGUUUUCAGGACCCGCCGUAUCAGAACGCAGACUCAGGAUUUCCUCCAGGCACAGCCGCAGGCCCCAGAGCCCUGAGCUGCUACCGGAUGUUUGGCGCCUGUUACGAAUGCUCCUGGGAGUAUGAGGGUCCCGCGGCUGGAGUCAAGCACUUCCUGAGGGGCUGCCUCAGGCCCGGCCACUGCUGCUACUUCCCUGCGGUCUCGGGCACCAAGCUGCAGUUCUCCGAACAGGACGGGGUACCUGUGCUCGACAACGUCACUCUCUGGGUGGAGUCCCGGGCCGCCAACCGGACAGAGAAGUCGCCCGAGGUCACCUUGAUCCUAUACCGCUCUGUUAAAUAUGACCCGCCGCCAGAAGACAUCCAAGUGUCACGCGUAGCAGGGCAGCUGCACUUGCAGUGGGAGACCCCCGCCCGCCAGGAUGGCGCUGAGGUGCAGUUCCGGCGCCGGACGCCCGGCAGUCCGUGGAAGUUGGGCGACUGUGGACAUCAGGAUGAUGCUGGCUUUGAGUCCUGCCUCGGCCCGCUGGAGAGGGACGAGGCGCAGGAAUUCCAGCUGAGGCGCCGGCAGCUGGGGCCCGGCGCCCUGCAAGGCCCCUGGAGCGGCUGGAGCAGCCCCGUGUGUGUCCCCCCUGAACCGCCCCCACAGCCCGAGGUGUGGCUCUCGGUGAAGCCGCUGGGCCGGGACGGGAGGAGGCCAGUGACCCUGCGCAGGCAGCCGUCCCAGCUCCAGCUCCCCGACGGCUGCCGUGGGCCCGACUCGGGCGCCGAGGUGACCUACGACCUCCACCUGCACAUGCUGUCCUGCCCGUGCAAGCCCCAGGCAACCAAGACCCUGCGCCUGAAAAGAACCCUCAGCCUCUCGGGUGCUGCCUACAACCUGUCCGUCGUCUCCCGGAAUCGCUUUGGCCCCGGCCCCAACCAGUCGUGGCACGUUCCUGCCCACACACACCCAGAACCGGGACCUCUGAAUAUCAGUGCCGGAGCCCAUGGGACCACUGUGAGUUGGCCGGCAAGGGCCCCCGGCCUCACAUACUGCAUUGAGUGGCAGCCCCAGGGCCAGGACGAGAGCCCUGCCAACUGCAACCUGACUGUGCCCCAGGACCCGGAUUCUUCUGGAACAGCCACCCUCCGCUGGAGCCAAGCUGCCGGGGCGCUGGGGCAGAGGGCGUGCUACCGCGUCACCGUCUCUUCCUCGGCGCAGCCCAGGAACCCCACCUCGUGGUCCACCGUCUCGUCCGCCUACCACUUCGGGGGCAAUGCCUCCGAGGCUGGGAGCCCACAGCACGUUUCGGUGAAGGUGCUCAGCCCGGACUCAGUGUCUGUGGACUGGACGCCGUCCCUGCUGAGCCCCUGCCCUGGCGUCCUGAAGACGUACGUGGUCCACUACCGGGACGAGGACAGCAACCAGGUGACCGAACUGCCCGUGAACCGCACAGAGACCCAGGUCACCCUCGUUGGCCUGCGGGCUGGCACAGCCUACAGCGUGCAGGUGCGAGCAGACACUGCGACACUGAGGGGCGCCUGGAGCCAGCCCCAGCGCUUCCGCAUAGACGUCCAGCUUCCAGAGCUGUCCGGUUUGUCCAUCUUCCUCGCCUCCCUGGGGAGCUUCCUGAGCAUCCUCCUCCUGGGCGUCCUCGGGUACUUCAGCCUGAACAGGGCCUUGCCACACCUGUGCCCGCCCCUGCCCACACCCUGCGCCAGCACCGCUGUCGAGUUUCCUGGCAGCCAGGGGAAGCUGGCGUGGCAGUGGACCAGCCCGGCAGACUUCCAGAAGGAGGAGGAAGAGUUACUGAAAGAGGCCCUGGUGGUGACCAUGCCGUGCGGAAAAGGCGAGGUGGCUGACCUGCACGCACCCAGCCCGCUCCGGGGCCAGACAGAGCUGCCCUGGGGCACCCUUGAGCCAGCCCUAGACGCAGAGCUGUGCUUGGAGGACAGGAGACAGGGGCAAGGACACCCUGAGACCAGGGUUCUGGAGCCCAGUGGGCUGGGCAGUCUGGAGGGCAGCUCUGCCCGGGCGGCUGGACCGUCCCUGCUCCUGGGAGAUCACAUGCAGAGUCCCAGGUCUGACGGUCCUCGACAUACGGGCCUGGAGGCCUGAAGGGGAAAGGGGAAUGUCCACCUCAUCUUAUGGACAGGACAGAAAGACUGACGAUUAAAGUCACAGCAGCUGGUUGUUAAAUGCUUAUUGCA